Messenger RNA from Hibiscus syriacus, 1346 nucleotides. Its product is annotated as probable carboxylesterase 12. The transcript is spliced from 2 exons. Gene Ontology annotation, molecular function: hydrolase activity. The record is from RefSeq and is a predicted model, not a curated record. NCBI's taxonomy places the organism in Eukaryota, Viridiplantae, Streptophyta, Magnoliopsida, Malvales, Malvaceae. Bases 18 to 1217 code for a protein of 399 amino acids.
UAGUCACUGUUUCAAGCAUGAAAGCCCCAACUGCCCCUUCCCUUUCUCCUUUCUCUCUCCAUUUCCCCAAAUCAAAACCUUGUGCUUUCUUCUCUUUACCCUCCAAAAACCUCAAUCUUCCAAACCCUAAAUUUCUCCACAUAAACCCUUCACAGACUCCCCCAAUUCUGUCGAUUCCGAGUCGAAAAUCGCUUAAUAGGACGGCCCAGUAUUCUUCACCGGGCGAUGAGAUCCAGGUCGUCGCCGGACACAUGUUUUGCGGCAAGACGGCCAAGCUGCUUCGCCGACUCCAAGCUGCAAGCAACAAUGGCAGUACACCAGAAAUAGCCCAUGAAUUCUUCCCUUCCUUCCCCAUUUUCCGAGUUUAUAAAGACGGACGCAUCGAGAGACUCCGACAAACGGAAACGGUGCCGCCAUGUGAUGACCCUCGAACCGGCGUUCGAUCCAAGGACUCCCCAGUGUCAACCCUAACAUCCGCUCGUAUAUUUAUCCCUCGAACCACCGACCCCUCCGCCAAAAUCCCGCUCCUCAUCUACAUCCACGGCGGCGGGUUUUGCUUGGAGUCACCUUUCUCUCCUGCUUACCAUAACUACCUCACUUCCCUAGUCAACAGAGCGAACGUAAUAGCAGUUUCAGUCGAGUACAGAAAAGCCCCAGAACACCUUCUCCCCAUUGCAUACGACGACGCAUGGACCGCCAUCAAGUGGGUUGCUUCACAUGCUAAAAGGGAUGGCCCCGAGCCAUGGCUCAACGAAAGAGCCGACUUCGAUCGAGUCUUCUUGGCUGGCGAUAGCUCCGGUGCCAACAUUGCACAUAACAUGAUAAUGAGAGCUGCUGGAGAUGAGCUGCUGGGACUCAAAUUCGAUGGUUUGCUUUUGACGACCCCGUUUUUCAUGAACCAAGAGCUUGACGAGUUCAUGGAGUUCAUUUUUCCGACGAGCAGUGGUCCGAACGACCCGAGGUUGAACCCGGGUUGCGCCAUUGACGAGCUAGCUGCCGGUCUGGUCUGCAAAAGGGUUCUGGUUUGUGUUGCGGAGAAAGAUUUCUUGAGAGAAACUGGAGUGGCUUACUAUGAAACAGUGAAGAAGAGUGGGUGGAAUGGAGAUAUAGAGAUGGUGGAGAUUCAAGGGGAGGAACAUGUUUUUUAUUUGCUUAAACCGGCUUCUGAGAAAACUGUGGAUCUCUUGAAUCUAGUUUCUUCAUUUCUCAACACUUAAUAUAAGGCUGUUGAUCAGACUCUAUCCUUUUAUAAAUAUUAAUAUUAUCGAAUUGUAUAAACUAAUUUACCUCAGUGAUUAAAGUAAUCGUUAUUGUUUUUAGAGAUCACAUGUACGAACACCAGUGAU